UCAACAAAAAUCCUCUCUUUCUUAGCUGCUCAUACAUCAGUCUCUCUCUUCACCUAUCUUUCUCUUUCUCUCUCUACUUUCUCACUUAUUUGAAUAAGCUUUGACCGAUUAAUCAGAAAUUAAUCGCCGAUCUAGGGUUUUUUUAUUUUAUAAAUCAUCAAUUCAAUUAUACGACACCGUUUUGUUUGAUUGCUGUAAAUGUCAUCGGAAGAUCUGAAGUUGUUAGAUUGUUGAAGAAGAAGAAUUUGCGACCGUCGAUUGAAGAAGUGGUGUCGGAAAAUUUAAAUUAAAGAAUGGACGCCGGAAGUCGAGCUCAAGCGUCGGUAAAUCCUGCCAUGGAUAUGCCGAUUAUGCACGAUAGUGACCGUUAUGAUUUUGUUCGAGAUAUUGGUUCUGGAAACUUCGGUGUUGCUCGUUUGAUGAGAGAUAAAGUUACUCGAGAGCUUGUUGCUGUCAAGUAUAUCGAACGAGGCGAUAAGAUAGAUGAGAAUGUUCAAAGAGAGAUCAUCAAUCACCGGUCAUUGAGGCACCCAAAUAUUGUUAGAUUUAAAGAGGUCAUUUUAACACCUACCCAUCUGGCAAUUGUGAUGGAGUAUGCAUCUGGAGGAGAGCUCUUUGAGCGAAUAUGUAAUGCAGGCCGAUUUAGUGAGGAUGAGGCUCGCUUCUUUUUCCAACAGCUUAUUUCGGGAGUUAGCUAUUGUCAUGCAAUGCAAGUGUGUCAUCGAGACCUGAAGUUGGAAAAUACUUUACUGGAUGGAAGUCCAGCUCCUCGCUUGAAGAUAUGCGACUUUGGCUACUCGAAGUCUUCUGUGUAUCAUUCACAGCCUAAAUCCACGGUGGGGACACCUGCUUACAUUGCUCCAGAAGUCUUACUGAGGAAAGAAUAUGAUGGAAAGAUAGCAGAUGUGUGGUCAUGCGGAGUGACUUUGUAUGUAAUGUUGGUGGGUGCAUAUCCUUUCGAAGACCCUGAGGAACCAAAGGACUUUCGGAAGAUGAUUCAAAGAAUAUUGAGUGUGCAGUAUGCAAUUCCUGACAGCAUAAACAUAUCACCAGAAUGUCGCCACCUUAUCUCCAGGAUCUUUGUUCAAGAACCUGAGUCGAGGAUAUCAAUUCCUGAGAUUAAGAGGCAUGAGUGGUUUAUCAAAAACUUUCCCACUGACUUAAUGGACGAGAAUACAAUGAGCAACCAAUUUCAAGAGCUGGAGCAACCCAUGCAAAGCAUUGAUGCUAUCAUGCAAAUCAUUUCGGAGGCAACCAUCCCUGCUGCUGGGUCAUCAGCACUCAAUUUUCUCUCAGAUACUCUCGAUAUGGAUGAAGAUAUUGACGACUUGUCAGAUUCUGAGAUUGAUAUUGAUAGUAGCGGAGAGAUAGUUUACGCAAUGUGAUCAUCCAAAUGUUUUGCUUCCUGUUUAAUGGAGGUUCCAACAUUAUCCCCAUUGCUACUCUGGGCAAUUUGGUUGCUCUUUAGUCAUGAUUGAAAUGUUUCAGCUCCUUCUAUCCUCUCUUCUUUCGUGCUCCAGUUGAUACAUGUAGUCAUAGGGAAAGAAAAAGAAAAAGAAAAAUAUUAAAAUGGGGAGGGUAGAGGCCUUGCAGGGUCAGGUAUUGCUGGAUGAUUCUGCCCCCCACUUACAGUGGUAAGAUCGAAGUUUCCCCUGGUCCUUUAGGAUUGUAAUAUAUGUAUUUUAUAUUAUUCAUGUACUCUGUUGAAAUUGUUGAAGCUUCAUGUUUGUUAUGCUAUAAUAAUGGACAUUGGCAUGAAUAGAGCUUAGAACAGAUUUUCAGGGUAGUUUUUGUUCCUUGAAAAAUCGAAGUCUGGAGUAGAGACUUAUUGUCUGUCCACAUUGUACAGUAUAUUCUGAAGUCCUGUGUGGUUUGGUAUCCUGGGCAAGCUUAGGCAUCAGAGAUGUAUUUUUCCUGUUUGUUUAGUCUUACCACAUCUAAUAUAGUGAGAUUAUCACAUACAGUAUACUGCAGGUGGAGAUAUUGCCAUGAUAAUCCAGAUGAGAUUUUGUUUAUGAUCUUGUGCAGUUGAUUUGUAUCAGAAGGUUUGUUGCAGUUGUUCAGGUGGUUGUUGGA
Chenopodium quinoa (quinoa) is the source of this 2076-nucleotide messenger RNA. RefSeq names its product serine/threonine-protein kinase SRK2I-like. The coding region runs from base 294 to 1385 and encodes 363 amino acids. The transcript is spliced from 9 exons. The record is from RefSeq and is a predicted model, not a curated record. Gene Ontology annotation, biological process: intracellular signal transduction; protein phosphorylation. Gene Ontology annotation, cellular component: nucleus. Gene Ontology annotation, molecular function: ATP binding; protein serine/threonine kinase activity. NCBI's taxonomy places the organism in Eukaryota, Viridiplantae, Streptophyta, Magnoliopsida, Caryophyllales, Amaranthaceae.